AUGUAUAAUCCCGUUGAUUCCAGAUUUUUCAAUACUGAUCAUCAUUCUCUUGAACAAUUUUUUCAUCUUGUGAAGUUGAUGGCUGAUGGACAUUGGUAUUCAGUUUACAAAAAACUGUCAUCCAUAGAAAUUGACUUUACAUCAGAAAUCACAGAAAUUGUAGAAAAAAAAAGAAAAUAUUCAUCUAGAGAAAGUUUUCCUAGAACAAACAAAAGACUUAAUUUCUGCAAACGCAACAUAACGAAAAUUCAUCCCCGAGUACUCUUAUGUACUCCUACUUUCCAUACUCUACGAGAACUUAUCCUAACAAACAAUCAGAUCUCGUUUCUCCCAAAGGAGUUAGGUACUUUGCCACAUCUUUAUAAGCUGUUGUUAUCAUACAAUUGCCUUGGAAACACUUGUUUAGAGAUCGCUAAAUGGGAAUGGAUGGAGCAAACUGCUAUUUCGCAGAGCCUGAAAGAAUUAUACAUAGAUAACAAUAAUCUCACUGAAUUGCCACUGCAAAUUGGAAAGCUACAAAGUUUAAUAAGCUUAGACGUUUCCUGCAAUUUGUUAAGAAAAUUACCGCAAAUUAUCGGAACUUUGCAACAUUUAGCAAGGUUGAAUGUGGUGUAUAAUCCUCUGUUAUAUUUACCAGGGAGUAUGAGAGGGAUGGAAUUGGAAAUGUUGUGUGCUAAAUUCGAUUAUCGGUUUGAUGAUUAUACAUCACCUACUCCAAAAGUGGUGAGCCUGAUGGAUUUAGCAGCUAAAGCAGUGAAAAAAUACAGGAUAUCAUACAAUACUUUACCAUCUAAAUUGGUCAGAUACUUAGACAAUAGCAAAUUUUGCUGUAUAUGCCGGAUGUCUUGUUUCCAAUCUGAUAUAAAAGGUUUCAAGCCAUUAUUAGAUAAUCCACGUUCUGGAAGUGUAAAGCGUUUACUUGUAUACCAAUAA
Messenger RNA from Pseudomyrmex gracilis, 933 nucleotides. RefSeq names its product plant intracellular Ras-group-related LRR protein 7-like. Gene Ontology annotation, molecular function: protein binding. The coding region runs from base 1 to 933 and encodes 310 amino acids. Lineage: Eukaryota; Metazoa; Arthropoda; Insecta; Hymenoptera; Formicidae. The record is from RefSeq and is a predicted model, not a curated record. The transcript is spliced from 5 exons.